AUGGGUGAUGCACAAAAGCCUUCACUGGUCCACACCGUAGAAGAUGCACAUUUUGCCCCACAAACAUGGCACUGCGAACUGCGUGAGAAUCUGCGGAAGUAUAAAAUCAUCAAAUACAGAGGAAGAAAUACUGCGGGGCUAUUUGAUGAACUUGAGAAGGAACUGAAGAAGCGUGGAGUCGGCCAAGGUGUGCUUGAUGACAUACGAGCACAGGUUAGUUGAUU
This is a messenger RNA of Cylicostephanus goldi, 224 nucleotides long. The record is from the annotation of a GenBank genome assembly. NCBI's taxonomy places the organism in Eukaryota, Metazoa, Nematoda, Chromadorea, Rhabditida, Strongylidae.